This is a messenger RNA of Athene cunicularia (burrowing owl), 1848 nucleotides long. RefSeq names its product trophoblast glycoprotein (gene TPBG). The record is from RefSeq and is a predicted model, not a curated record. NCBI's taxonomy places the organism in Eukaryota, Metazoa, Chordata, Aves, Strigiformes, Strigidae. Gene Ontology annotation, molecular function: protein binding. The transcript has a single exon. Gene Ontology annotation, cellular component: plasma membrane. Gene Ontology annotation, biological process: negative regulation of canonical Wnt signaling pathway. The annotation marks the transcript as partial.
GGCGCCCUCGCGGCCCUGCCCGCCCUUCGGCAGCUGGACCUCAGCGGCAACCCCCUGGUCUCCCUCAGCCCGCAGGCCUUCGGCGAGGGCGGCAGCUCGCUGGAGGAGCUGGCCCUCCGCGGGGCCCUGCGCGACCACGGCGUCCUCCUCAGCCUGGCCACCAUGCUGCAGGCCGGGGCCCUGCGCAACCUCAGCCGCCUGGACCUGGCCGACAACGGGCUGCUGCUGCUGCCCGCAGGCAUGUUCACGGCCCUGCUCGCCCUGCGGCAGCUGGACCUCAGCAACAGCUCCCUGGUGGGCCUGCGAAACGUCUCCUUCCAGGGGCUGGGCCAGCUGCAAAGCCUCAACCUCAGCGACGGCUCCCUGGGCGUGCUGAGGAACGGCACCCAGGCCCAGUUCCGCGGCCUGCCCGCCCUCCGGCGCGUCGGCCUGGGCCGCAACGCCUGGGUCUGCGACUGCACCGUCGAGGACCUGGUGGCCUGGCUCAAGGAGAGUGACCAGGCCGAGGGCAAAGAAGCUCUGACCUGCGCCUACCCCGACAAGACGUUGGGUAAAGCCCUGCUGAAGAUCAACGGCUCGGAUCUGAACUGCUCCGUGCCCGUAGACCUGCCUUCCCAGCUACAGACUUCCUACGUCUUCCUGGGGAUAGUCUUGGCUCUCAUCGGGGCCAUUUUCCUCCUGGUUUUGUACUUGAACCGAAAAGGAAUCAAAAAGUGGAUGCACAACAUCAGAGAUGCCUGUAGGGAUCACAUGGAGGGCUACCACUACAGAUACGAGAUCAAUGCAGACCCCAGGUUAACAAACCUCAGCUCCAACUCGGACGUCUGACGAAGCGCCAUGGACGCGGGGCAGCGCACAGUAGCUAUGCAUGAAAAGUAGACUUAUGCUUUACCCUCUGCUUGCUUCCCUCUCUGAGAAAUCUCAGACGUGCUUGUAAUUUGAGAGGGAUAUGCCUCCCUGUGAUGUCAAGUUCAUUUUUGUUUUGAGAUGCUGGACAGCUGCGCAUGGCGUUGGGCUGUAUGUAGGAAACAAGCUGCUACUUCUUUUCCUCCUUACCUGUCUGUACUUGUGGGAAUUUUUUUUUUCAACAAAAGAUAAAAAGGAUUCUUUCUGAUGCUCCAAAGCCACCAGAGUUCAUAAAAUAAUUUACCGAUACAGACACCAUUCAACAAAAGCUGCCUCAACUUUUUGGGGAAAAAAUUGUUAUGUUUCUCUGUGCCAGUUUUGAUCUUGUGUAUCCAAGUUGCAAUGACAAUGAUUCCGUUUCACAGACUACCUUGAGAUUUAAAAAAACAAACUCCUUUUAACAACUCCUCUGUUAAAAAGAAGGAAUUCAAAUAGUGAGCAUGCACAAAUGCUUUAUAGUUUUACAUGUUAGGAAACUUAAGAUCUCAGUAAGUCUCUUAUUAUUUUAUAAAGUUAUUUUUGAUUGCAGUUUAUGUGAAAAGAGGGUUUUUAUACAAACUGCAUCUAAACUCCAUCUGAACUGUUAAAUUCAAUAAACAGUCUUACGAGAACUGUUGUGUUAAAGUUUGCUGCUCGAUGAGAAAUGUAUGGACAUCUAAGAAUGUGGAUAGCUGUGAAGUAAUAGCCCAGUAGUAGUAAUCUGAAUAAAAUUUUAUACAAAUGUGUAGCUUAGAGGCAUAAAGGUUCGACAAUGUUGUGAAAUAUGCUAGGAGAAUUACAUCGGUCAAUGAUGAGAGCAGUUUCACUUGGCAAAAAAAACCCCUGGUCUGCUCUCUCGAAACAACUGCAAAAUGUUGAAACAGAUGCUACGGUCUACCUUGCUGGGAAGGUACAAACUGAUAGAAUUUUCAUAAGGUCUUCCCUACCAAAUUAAAAUAAACC